Molecule: messenger RNA, 1692 nt
Organism: Thelazia callipaeda (thelaziosis nematode)
Lineage: Eukaryota; Metazoa; Nematoda; Chromadorea; Rhabditida; Thelaziidae
Source: the annotation of a GenBank genome assembly
AUGCACGAUAUUGUGUGUGAAAAAAUUGAGGAUCAUCGAUAUGCCACUUUAAUUAAGGGCGCCGUAUGGGGUGGAGGAUUACUAGGCAUUAUUUUAUUCGCUCGAAAAACACGAAUGUUUGCGAGAUAUGAAAGGGUGGUAGACAUACCUCUUGAUGUAUAUGAGAAAGGCAUUCCUCUCAAAGGGAUUGUCCGUUCUGUUCAUUCUAAUGGAUAUAUGAAAGUAGAGCAUAUACCCACCUUUAUGGUGCCCAGUGUUUUAUCUAAAAAGCGUUUCCAGCCAGGCUUGCUGGAUGUCCGACUUGCGGGUCUUGAUGUUACGAGUGCUGGUUUCGAGUAUCUAACUAGAAAUUUGCGUUUGAGAAGCAGAGAAAUAUUUUUUUCUGCUAUAAAACCUACUGAGAAUAAGCAAUGUGUCGAUGCUGAAAUAUAUUUACAGAAAAAGAAGUUCUUGCAAACUAACCUAAAUGUCGAUUUGGUGCGCCGUGGUUUUGCGCGUGUGACGUCGCUAACCAACGUGGAACAUAUGGAUACUUUGAAAACUAAUGCCUCAUAUUCUAGACUAGUAUCGAAGCUGAUUAUGUCUGAAAAGAUAGCUGAACGUAGAGGACUCGGUUUAUGGGCUUGCGACACAUGGGCUGAAACAGUGUUUUCCUAUCCUGCAGCGUUCAAACAAAUUGUUCUCUCUACAGCAGUAAUUAGAUUUUUGGUUUUAACUGUUGUUGUUGGAAAAAAACUAAUCACAGAAGGAAGCCAUUUGUCGAAGCAGGCAUUCAGAUUCACUGUCGCUCUGAAUCGAUAUUUACAUAUCAUUGUUCAGCAACUUUUUGAAAAACUGUUAAUAGAUGUUGGCCCGAAAGGUCUUGUUCUUGUUGCUGGAGCUGUUGUAGCUGGUAUUGGAAUCAAGGAAUCGCUGUUCUCAGUUGACGCUGGACAUCGGGCAAUAAUGUUCAAUAGAAUCGGAGGUGUUGGUGAUGCUGUUUAUAAGGAAGGUCUGCAUUUUCGCUUCCCGUGGUUUCAGUAUCCUAUUGUGUAUGAUAUUCGUGCUCGCCCGAACCAAAUUCGUUCACCAACCGGUAGCAAAGAUUUGCAGAUGGUAAAUAUUGGUCUGAGAGUUUUGUCUCGUCCUGACCCUUCUUCAUUACCUAAAAUUUACCGGAUGCUAGGACAAAAUUGGGAGGAAAGAAUUUUGCCUUCUAUUUGCAAUGAGGUACUUAAAAGCGUAGUAGCGAAAUUCAAUGCUUCCCAGUUAAUCACUCAACGACAACAGGUCUCUUUGCUUGUCCGUAAAGGUCUCAUUGAAAGAGCGCUGGACUUCAACAUCAUUUUGGAUGACGUGGCCAUCACUGAAUUAGCAUUUUCGCCACAGUAUUCUGCAGCAGUAGAAGCCAAACAAGUUGCUGCUCAAGAAGCGCAGAGGGCAUCAUUCUUGGUAGAAAGAGCUAAACAGCAAAGACAAGAAAAAAUUGUACAGGCUGAAGGUGAAGCACAAUCUGCCAAACUUAUAGGUGAAGCGAUGAAGCAAGACCCUGGCUUCUUAAAACUCCGUAAAAUCCGCGCUGCUCAAAAAAUCUCAAAGACUAUAUCGGAAUCAGCAAACAAUAGAGUGUAUUUGCCAUCUGGUGGCCUUAUGCUGAAUAUAGCAGAUGAAGAUUACUUGUGUGUUGAGGGUAAAAACAAGUUAAAGCGGUAA